AUGUCAGGGCAUGCUUUGUACUGGGAACUGUAUCGAGUUCUGGGAGUACAGAAGACGGCGGCGCGGAGCGGGCGCUGGCGGGGCGCGCUGCUGGCCUUCGCCGCGUGGACGGCCGGCUGGGUGCUGGCGGCCGCGCUGCUGCUCCGCGCGCGCCCGGCCGUCCUCCCGGAGCGCUGCACCGACGAGAAGAGCCGGCGCAUCCUGGCCGCGCUGUGCCGGGACUACCGCGGCGGCUGGCUCACGGGCGCCCUGUGCGAGGACCUGUGCGUGGCCGGGGAGCUGCUGUACCAGCGCUGCCUGUAUUACGAGCAUGGUAAGAAGGUGCUGCAGGCCCAGUGGCGCGGCCGGACUGUGGUCCUCAAAUCCAAGAAGGAGGCCUUCUCCAGCUUCCCAGCCCUCAGUCUGCCGGAGGAGGAGGCAGGGCCGGGGGACCCGGGUAUCCCUGAGGCCGAGCUGCUCCUGAUGGUGGCCGGGGAGGUCAAGAGCUCGCUGGGCCUGGAGCUGCCCAACACCAGCAUGGCCCCGCUGUGGCCCGCCAGGCAGGGCCCCGGCUGGCGGCGGCAGCUGGCCAGCGCGUGGUCGCUGCUCCAGCAGGAGGAGUACUUGUACUUCAGCCUGCUGCCGGACCUGAGCCGCCACAUCCUGCCCGUGCUGGGAUCCUGUGGCCACUUCUACGCCGUGGAGCACUUGGCAGCCGGUAGCCCUCACCACAGGGCACUCUUCCCACUGGCUGACGCGGGCCAGGCACAGGCUAUCAGCCACAUAGCCCUCAGCUUCCUGGACAUGGUGAGCCAUUUCGACAGCGACUUUGCCCACCGCCUCCACCUCUGUGACGUCAAGCCCGAGAACUUUGCCAUCAGGAGGGACUUCACGGUGGUAGCCAUCGACGUAGACAUGGCCUUUUUUGAGCCUAAAAUGCGGGAAAUCCUUGAGCAAAACUGCACAGGAGACGAAGACUGCAAUUUCUUUGACUGUUUCUCCAAGUGUGACUUUCGAGUGAACAGGUGCGGAGCCCAGCGUGUCAACAGCAACCUGCAGGUCAUCUGUGAGAAGAUAUUCCGGCACUGGUUCUCCCCCGGGAGCCCCGAAGUGUCCCCCCAGCUCCGGCUGCAGCUGCAGCAGGCCACGGAGGAGUGUGCGCGCCCCGGGGGCAGCUCCGGGGGGUCCCGGCCGUCGCCCCAAGUGCUCCCCAGGCUGCGGUGGCUGCUGCAGGCCGCCCUCAGGGAGCUGCAGGAGGCGGCCGAGUAGCCGUGGUCCUCGAGGGGACAGCAGCGACCCUCAGGCCAGUUCUUCUGCCCGAGCCAUGCACGGGAGCUUCCACUUCUGGCGUAGGAAGCAGCGUGCAC
Molecule: messenger RNA, 1346 nt
Organism: Psammomys obesus (fat sand rat)
Lineage: Eukaryota; Metazoa; Chordata; Mammalia; Rodentia; Muridae
Gene: Dipk1c
Product: divergent protein kinase domain 1C
Exons: 5
Coding region: 1-1248 (415 amino acids)
Source: RefSeq, a predicted model, not a curated record